Molecule: messenger RNA, 2912 nt
Organism: Scatophagus argus
Lineage: Eukaryota; Metazoa; Chordata; Actinopteri; Scatophagidae
Product: cyclin-dependent kinase inhibitor 1B-like
Exons: 3
Coding region: 1089-1649 (186 amino acids)
Biological process (GO): negative regulation of cell population proliferation; regulation of cell cycle; G1/S transition of mitotic cell cycle
Cellular component (GO): nucleus; cytoplasm
Molecular function (GO): protein-folding chaperone binding; cyclin-dependent protein serine/threonine kinase inhibitor activity
Source: RefSeq, a predicted model, not a curated record
CACAAGCAAUUACAACCAGCGAAGCACACAAACCACCCCUGUGGCACCAGUGGCAAAGUCUGACAGAGAUAGGCACUGAGCCAAUGAUGACGGAAGUCUUUCUGCUCCAGAGCUGAUGUCAUUGUGAGCCAGGAGGGACAUUUGUGGCUAUUUUGUUGUUUUCCUGCCUUAAAUCUCAUUUUCGUGUCUCGUUGUCCUUCAGUAACCUUGAAGCUGUAAAAGAAUGGAUUUACACUGAUUGAAUUAAGUCUGCUUAAAGUGUUUAUGUGACACCAAAUCAGAUCAGGCUUUGAUAUCAGUCAGCAUUCAUAGAUCACUUGAUGAUUGAUUCCUGUGAUAUCCUCAGCAGCCGGGAGCGAUGCCUCGGACUGGCACCUCCAAGAGGGAGAUAAACCUGUCUCCAGUGUUGUUUUCUUAUCGGGUUUUAUCCAUGUCAUCCUAAAGUGCAUGAACACAGCACACAAAUGACAGCUAAUGAGAUCAAAUGAUAUCUUUGGGUGUUCAGUUAAAAGUCUAACGUGAUGCCUGCUGUGGUAAAUCAGGUGCUAAUGGAGAGAUAAAACACGAUCAGGCAUUCAUCUGUAACUGCAGCCUCCCUUCCUUUUGCGUUUUAUUAUGUAUUUAACUCAUCAAAGAGAUUAAUUAGGCCAUAUUCAUGUGUAGAGUUAAUCCAAUCCAGCUCUGUGUUGCUGUUGUUGCCGCUGUUCGACUUUAAGAGCUCUAUGGGCGGUCCUAGUGCGCAGACCAAUGAAUCGCCUUCUCUGUUUAAAUAGUCCUUGAUGUCAACUUCUCUUCUUCACUCAUAGCUCCCUCUAACGCCAUGUUGGCUGUUAUGACUUGACUUGUUGUUUUCAUCUGUCUUACUACGGACUUGACAGGAGUGGCUGUCUUAAACACCCCUGCGUCUUUGGAGACGCUUUAUUCCAUUUUUUUUUUUUUUUUUUUUCUUCGUUGCGCGUACGCGUUUUGGAUGAUACGCGCGGACUAUGCGUGCACUGUUCCCUUGACUUUGCAUUUGAAAGGAAUACUACUUGGAAAUAGAAGUUUGAAAGGGUUUGCUUGUUGUUUGCGUAUUUUGUUUUUGUCAUAUGUGCAACAAAAUGUCAGAUGUUCGCCUUUCUAAUGCGAGCCCGACAUUGGAGAGGGUGGAUGCGCGGCAGCCGGACGCCGUCAGACCUCCGGUCCGCAGAAACCUUUUCGGCUCACCUGACCGAGAGGAGUUACGGAGGUAUUUUGAGGCUGCGAUGCAGGAAGGUGUGCAGGAUUUUAGGGACGACUACAAUUUCGAUCCCGUCACCGACACACCGCUUACUCCACGCAAUUACGAGUGGCAGGAGGACAGCGACGCACCGGAGUUUUUUCGCAGACCGCCUCACAGGAGCCAGCGACCCCAGCGAGGUGAGGACUCGCCUGGCGAUAACAACCGGCAGGAUGCCGAGGGACGCAAGUCGGGUCGUCAGACAGACACAGUCGGAUCGAGAAAAAGACGUCUGGAAGCUUCAGGUCCCUGCUCCGGCGAGCGUCACAGUAAAAGGUCGCAUACCGACGAAGACGAUGAUGAAGACCAACCGGGCGGUGCAGCAAGUCAGGCGGUAAAAGCCGCGGAGGAGAGACCGAGCAGGGCGGAGAACAGCGCGGAGGUCCAGUGAAAAACAGUACCAGAGCGGGGGAGACCUGUUGCUGGUGGAAUACUGUAGCCUUUCUCGUCAUCUGACAGAUGGGAGAGAAAAUAUAAAAGCAGCAUUUUCCUAAAGAAAGGAGAAGGAGGAGAGGCUGCACAAGCACUGAAUAUGUACACUAUCAAGUUUUGGCACUCAUUUCAAUUAAAAUUGCCUCAGAAGCAGCAGACUAUGUAGCAGUGUGCAAAAGGAUUUUUGCUCAUUUUCUUUCUUUCCUUUUUUUUUUUUUUUUUUUUUUUAAAUCUACUACCUAUGUUUCAGAUGUAGCACAUAAACGAAAGCAUAUUAUGCUUUUCAUACCUUUGUUAAAUGUGUUUGAAUAAGUGUGUGAAUUUGACUCGGGAAGUUGCAGUGCAAUUUCCAGCAGAGAAAUAUUAUUUUGUUAAAGUGGUCAUGUUGUAUUAUUCAGGUAAUUGAUGUAAGUUAAAAAUGCAGAUUUCAAACGUCAGGGUUAUGUGGAAACAAAAUCUCUUUUUUUCCUAUGGCUUUAUUUGUCCCAGUGCUAUGUAUCUUGUUUUUGAAGGCCCAGAUGGUCACACUGUAAGUUGAGGGUCCAUCUAACUGGGAACAGCCAUGACAGAUAAAGUUUACAUGCAAAUAUUGUCUCCUUAUUUCCCAAUUUUAUUGCAUUAUUUUUAAACUUUUUUUUUUUUUUUUUUUUGCCAAGUUUGUGCCUUUUGUUGUGGGACUUAGGGGGUGGGAGGGUGGCUAAAUUGCUGAGCAAUAUCCAACCAAAUUUUAACAGUAUUUGCUAAUAAUCCUAAGAAUUAGCCUUUAUUUUUAAAUUAGGUGAGUUAAUAUUUGAAUGGCUUUUAGGUCACAUAUCCUGCCCCUUGUAAUAAGAGGUGUAGUCCAGGUUAACAUAGAAAAAAUAUGUUAAAAUCACUGGGUUACUUAUGCAAAUAUGUGAAUCAAAGAUUUGUGGUGUGGAAUUCAUGUGGAACAUGUAAUUGCACUAUUUUUAAUUUCUCUCUUUCUAUUUUUUUUUUUGUUUGUUUGUUUGUGAGGGCAGAAAAACAAAGUGACUCCCUCAGUGUAACCCUUUGAAGAGUACCUGUGUGCUUUUUUUUUUUUUUUUUAAACACUGAAAAAAAAACUAUACUAACUUAUUUAUGUUGAGGUUUUUGUUGUGGGUGUAUGUAUAGCUUCCCAAAGCAACAUUUUUGUAAAUAUAUAUUUUCAUUAUUGUUUUUAAGAUAAAUAAACUGUUGCAAAACUGAGCCUAAUAAUCGA